Molecule: messenger RNA, 1026 nt
Organism: Radiomyces spectabilis
Lineage: Eukaryota; Fungi; Mucoromycota; Mucoromycetes; Mucorales; Radiomycetaceae
Exons: 3
Coding region: 163-882 (239 amino acids)
Source: RefSeq, a predicted model, not a curated record
AUCGUAUUAUUUAUUAUGCGGUAUACACUAUCUUGAAGGCGAGGGCAACAUCUGCUGGCUCAGACCCUCCGGUCUCGCUUCUUUUUGGUCUGGUUUAUUGGUGAUCUUUCCUGGGCUGCGGCCCAUCUUGAGCCCUCAGAUGGUCCCAGCCGUCAAUCCUAUAUGCGACGGGCAUCCCUGGCUUGUCUUUUUGCGGUACACGUAUCUGGUUGGUUUGCUCGUCCUGAUGACAACCACCGAGGCUGGAAGCAAGCCUACGAGACCUUUGCUCUGAGUAGGGAUAUGCAGUCAGCCUUUUUCCUAUUCAAUAGGAAAUUGGUUUUGACUGUAUUGAACUAUGUCACGACGCGGCAAUGCCUUCCUGAAGGCAUUGUUGAACAACUCUUGUGUGCGUCUUUUAAACCGCCACAAGCUUCGGGAACAGUAGCUGUUCAAACGUUGGCCAGGAAUCGAAGAAUUCAGGUUGACCUCCCCGUGCGACCUUUGGCAACAUCUCUGCUUUCCAUCCCAACAGAGCAGCAACAACUUGCGUCGGCCAUCCAAAGGCAUAUCCAUUCCAGCUUCGGAAGUGAACGGAUCACUCACAUUUACUCGUUCCUUUCGUCGCCGCUCACAGAUUUCGCUGUACAAGCAGCUGGUCUGUUUGUUCAAGAAGCAGCGCAAAUUUUGUGCAGCCAAGCUGCUGGAUGGCUCACGGUGGAGCAAACCCGCGAGGUGAAAUCUGUAACAAUUGCAGAUUUCACUUCGAAGAAUGCUUUGCGUUCCAAACUUGAUGUAAGUUUUUUCGGUUUAUUCUUGAUUGCGUUUUUUAAUGGGUUAUUUAUUUAUUAUUUAGCUGACCAUCAUCCAGUUCGGAACCUCUCGCUCUGGAUCUGGUGUUAAUUCUGUGGUGGAGUACCUGAGGAAGCAUAGCUUUCCAUCUGUCGAGGAAAUUCUCGCUGCAGAUGAUCUCUCGGCCUUGGUAAACAAGCCUCAAAACUGAAAGAUGUUGAAGUUCUCAAGAACUUCAACUAUUGUAAUUGCCAG